UAUAAAAUAAUUUAUCUGUUUUUUUAUUACAGAACUAGGAGAUAGUUUCAAGGAACAUUUGAAAGCAUACAAAGAGCGAUAAAAAUUUCUUUCAAUCGACCACUAACAGCGACAUAGACUGCAACACAUCAUAAUUUUGAUUUGCCAUGUCUAACAUGAUUCAUUUGAUUGCCACGUAUUGCGUGAUGUGUGAUGUCACGUAAACAUUAUACAAAAGUGAUAUUGUCAUUUUAAUACUGUUCGACAUUUUAACUUUUCUUCAAAAUUUAUUGAUUCGUUUUAUUGAUAUUAAUCAGUACAGAAAAAAAUUGAUAUGAAAAAUAUUGACCUCUGAACUUAAAAACCUGUAUUACAAAGUUUUACUGGAAAUUCUAAUGAUUAUUAUCAUUGUUCCUUAUAGAAACUUUUUAAACUCUGAUGUAAAUAGCUACCUAAGUGAAACUCUAGGAUUGAAAUGUGAAUAUAAAUCUCGUACAUAUCUGUAAAUAGUAACAGAUAUAGUUUUCUUAUAUUAGCAAAGGUUCAUUGUUUUCCCUCCUUAUAAUUGUAAAUGAACAAAGUUACCGAAUAUUCAAAGUAUGCUAUAGAAUAUUUAAAUAACUGUGCUGAAGAUUGUCAGUCAUUCUAUACACAAAAAUUUUAACUGUUUUAGUAAAAUUAUUUACUAUUGUUAAACAAUUGUAUGUACACAAUUUUUCUAUUAAUUCAAUGUUUAUAAUAUUAAAUAUUUGUCCAUUAAAUAUUAUUACAGAAAACAUAGAUGAUUCAAUUUUGCUUGGUAUGUCAUGUAAAUUAUUCAAUUCUUGAAAGUCUAACGUCAUAUUAAUUAAUACUUAUAUUCGUUCUAAACUUGAUAUUUUUUCAAACCCUAACAAUCUGUUUUAUUAAAAAAUUUUAAUAUUGGCAUUAACAUGUUACAGAUUUAAUUAAAAAUGACUGCCCAGGUAUGUUAAAUUAAAUUUUUUUUUUAUAAAUGUAAUCUUUUUCUAGAGCCAAUGUACAAUAAUAAUUGUAGUCAAAUAAUUGUAAAAAUUCCGAAGGUUUACGUUUGCCUAUUUUUGAAGAUCUUUAUUUGAUAACAAUUUCUACUAGAACAAAGAUACAUUUACAUUAACUAUGAUUUUAAUUUUGUUACAGAAUUUGAAAACACAAUAAGGGCCAAUUUCACCAAGCACGAUUAAAAGUUAAUUAAUUAUUAAAGCCUGUUUAACCGCUCACGAUUAGUCCGUUUAAUUUUGAUUUUGAUUAACUUUUAAUCGUUGAUGGUGAUAUUGACCAUGAAUGUGUCAGGUAUAGAGCUUUUAUGCAGUUCAUUUUCUCCAGAAAAAUUGAGGAUUUUAGAAUCAUUUUUAACUGAAGAAGUUCCAUGCCGACAAAUAGUUUCACAGUUGGGUUUACCAGUAGAUGAAGACAACAAGCAUACACAGGGAAAACAUUUUCCAUAUAAAGAAAAAGAGGGGAAGGUUGAGUUAUGGCCUGAGUCUAAUGUUUGGAUAGAUAAACAUAAGCGAGAUGAAAUUAUGGAAUUCAAUUAUAAGAAACCAGGAAUAAUAAUGAAAGAUGUUUUGGAAAAUUUAAUUGGUGAAAAUAAAUUACACUUGUUUUCAAGUAAAUUAGAAGAUCCAAAGAAACUUCCUAUACAUGUAAAAAAUGCUACCUUUCAAUUUAUAAAGAAUUAUUUUAAAACUAAGAAUAUUGAUUUAAAAGAUAGUUCUUUAAGCCAAACGUUAAGUUACUUUCUACGAAGAGGAAUAAAAUGCUUAUAUACAGAUAAACAUAAGCGAGAUGAAAUGAUGAAAUUGCAUUUUAAGCAUCCAGGAACAUUAAUAAAAAAUAUUUUAGAAAAUUUAAUUGGUAUAAAUGAAUUACACUUGUUUUCAAGUAGAUUACAAUAUCCAAAGAAACUUCCUGCAAAUGUUAGAGAAGCUAUCUUUCAAUUUGUGAAGAAUCAUUUUAAAACUAAGAAUAUUGAUUUAAAAGAUAGUUCUUUAAGAAAAACGUUAAGUGACUUUCUACGAAGAGGAUUGAAUCGUUUAUCAAUAGAAAAAAAAUACGACAAGCCAAUACAGGGAGAACAGUUUCCAUAUGAAGAAAAAGAGGGGAAGGUUGAGUUAUGGCCUGAAUCUAAUGUUUGGAUAGAUAAACAUAAGCUAGAUGAAAUGAUGAAAUUUGAUUAUAAGAAAGCAGGAAUAUUAAUGAGAAAUGUUUUGGAAAAUUUAAUUGGUAAAAAUGAAUUGCACUUGUUUUCAAGUAAAUUAGAAUAUCCAAAGAAACUUCCUGCAAAUGUUAGAGAAGCUAUCUUUCGUGAGUUCUUAAAAAAUAUAAACUUCUUUGCUCUACUUAAAUCAAUAAAGCAACAAUUUCUAUUACUAAGUGUGAAAUGUCUAAUGAUAAAAAUUUAUGUCUUUAGAUUUUAUAAAGAAUUAUUUUGAAACUAAGAAGAUUGAUUUAAGUGGUAGGUCUGUAGAACAGGCCUUAUAUCACAUUCUACAAACAGUAUAGUGAAAUGAUUACAUACAG
Leptopilina heterotoma is the source of this 2520-nucleotide messenger RNA. RefSeq lists its product as uncharacterized. Lineage: Eukaryota; Metazoa; Arthropoda; Insecta; Hymenoptera; Figitidae. The coding region runs from base 1263 to 2432 and encodes 389 amino acids. Gene Ontology annotation, molecular function: DNA binding. The transcript is spliced from 15 exons. The record is from RefSeq and is a predicted model, not a curated record.